Aspergillus steynii IBT 23096 is the source of this 1854-nucleotide messenger RNA. RefSeq lists its product as uncharacterized. Bases 1 to 1854 code for a protein of 617 amino acids. The transcript is spliced from 2 exons. NCBI's taxonomy places the organism in Eukaryota, Fungi, Ascomycota, Eurotiomycetes, Eurotiales, Aspergillaceae. The record is from RefSeq and is a predicted model, not a curated record.
AUGGCCUACUACGAGGAUCGCCAGUAUCGACGUCCUCGUGAUCGGCACGGCCGCCCCCCUGGGGGCCAUGCAAAAGAGUAUUAUUACGACGAGGACCCCUACGGCGGCAGAGCGCAUGAAGUCAUGCGCCGGCGCAAUGGAAGUGAUGAUACUAUCGAGGAAGUCCACCCCGAAUACCCCAAGGGCGACUAUGGCUACGAAUAUGGCUACGGUCUUCCGCCUCCCCGCCACUCUCGUGUAUCAUCCGUCCAAGAGGGUGUGCGCAGAUCUCAUUCGAUGAGAGACCGAGACCCGUAUUAUGAGGACUCGGACUAUUCUCGCUCGCGCCACAGUCGACGCCCAAAGAACUACGAUGAUCGACGACAUCGUCAUAGGCACUCGCCUCGUUCUCCCUCGAGCAGCCGCUCUCCUUCGCCCCCCAGACGCCGCAAGUCUUUCUCGGAGCAGGCGCUGGGCGCCCUUGGUCUUGGCGCUGCUGCUUCGUCGACCUCGAGGCAUCGGGACCAUAGCCGUGGCCGUUCUCAUCGCUAUAGGUCUUCUUCCUAUUCCCCUUCCCCAACUCGGAGCCGGAGCCGUCCUCGCCGGGACAAGAGUGAGCAGCGGAUCGCCCAGGCUGUCAAAGCGGCCGUGACGGCGGGUGCAGUGGAAGCCUUCCGAUCGCGAAAGGAUCCUGGUGAAUGGACCGGUGCCAAAGGCAAACGGAUUCUCACCGCCGCAAUCACCGCCGGAGGAACCGAUGGACUGGUCGACCGCGAUCCGAACAAACAUUCGAAGCGCCAUGUCAUCGAGUCCACUUUGGCUGGUCUGGCCGCAAACCACUUCAUGAACGGAUCCCACUCUCGGUCCCGGUCCAGGCAUCGUGGACGUUCCAAGAGUCGGGGCGGAUUCGGGGACCUUGCCGCCUCGGGAGCACUGGCAGCGGCCGGCAAGGAAGCCUACGACCGAUUCCGAUCCAAGUCUCGUCAUCGAGGCCGGUCCUCUUCGAGGGAUAGCUACGACGAAUCCCCACGCCGGGAGAAGAAGCGCAGCAAAAGCGUGACCGACUAUAUCAACCGCGGACUGGGAGCCCUUGGUCUCGACGACAAGAAGGAUUCCGACGAUCGAAGGGAUCACCAUCGCCGCAGUCGACCAUCCCGUUACUCCGAGUACUCGGAUGACGAUGACUAUGACAGCGGCUAUAGGUCCAGGCGUUACGUGUCACCUAGGCGCUCCAGGCACUCCAGAGACCCCAGAGAUGUAGAUGUAGGUCGACCCAGUUACCCCAGCGACAUUCGCAGGCCUCGUGCUGCUUCGACCACCGCUAUGACCGCACCCCAAGGCAACGGUGGUCACAACCUUGAGAAUCGCCACAGCGAGGAUUGCAAGACAGAAGGACAGGAUUCUGACCCUGGAAAUAGUACCGAUGAGGAGAAACAGAAAAAGAAGCUCACCCGCCAGACCCUCAUGGCCACCGGCCUGGCAACCGUUGCUUCGAUCCACGCCGCACACUCGGUCCACAGCAGCAUGGAGCAGCAUCACAAGCGAAUGGAAAUGGUCAAGGACGGUGAAAUGUCGCCCGAGGAGGCUCGCAGACGACGAAUCAAGGGCAACGUCGUCGACGCUGCCAGCAUCGGUCUCGCGGCCAUGGGAAUCAACGGCGCCCUGGAGGAGUGGAAAAAUGUCAACGAGAAGCGCAAGGAGCGCACCACCUUUUCCAAGAGUUGCAAUGAAAAACGAAACCAGCGACAUCGUCGAGUUCAGAGCCACGCUCCAUCCUCGCGUGAAACGUAUCGUCUCCCAGAUGAGAUCGAAGAGUACCCCGCUGAACCGGCUCGUUCACGAUCGGUGGUUCAUGAACAACCACGCUAUGCUUGA